GCCUGAUGAGAUCAGGAUGAUCCCUCAACAUGGUGUCGAUAGAUUCUUCCGUCUACGACUCCUGAACUCGAGCAUAUUCAUCUCAGACGAAUUUCAGCACAAUGAGCAAGCCUUCACUCCUCAGGGGUACAUGGCAGGAAUGGCGUUACUUAGAGAAAAAUCCACAGUUCCAGGAACUAGUCGAGGUAUGCCUUUCAGAGCAUCAGGCAUUCGCAAACAAGGCAAAAAUCAUCCUUGUCAUGCCACCAAAUAUGACCCAAGAUAUACUUGGUUUGACAUCCCUCGAGACCAAGCUGGAAGAAACCGGCAACUCACAACUCGCCCAAGUUGUACGCUGGCUUAUAUUCUGGGAACAAGAGGAUGACUGGAAAGCGCAGAUCGAAGAAUUGGCUCAGUGUUUCGUUGUGGCGGAUAUCAAAGCACGCUGGACUGUUCACAGAGAGAUAUAUGUCCAGGAGGAAACCCAAAAGUAUGUGCUGGACACAGAGAAGCCCCAGCUGAACAAAUACAAAGAAGAACUUCAGCGUCUCGAUGACCAGUACUGGGACAAUUGCCGACUUCGCUGGACGUUGGAGGGGAAAUACACCCCCGGGAUGUGUUAAACGAGCCUUGAAAGCAUACAGAA
Molecule: messenger RNA, 625 nt
Organism: Aspergillus glaucus CBS 516.65
Lineage: Eukaryota; Fungi; Ascomycota; Eurotiomycetes; Eurotiales; Aspergillaceae
Exons: 2
Coding region: 102-602 (166 amino acids)
Source: RefSeq, a predicted model, not a curated record